UUUUUCUGUUUUGGUCCCGCCUCUUUUAUGGACACACGGAGAGAGAGAGAGAAAGAGAGACGUUAUAAAUACAGCUCAGGCGUUCGUCUUUUCCGUUUCGUUUUCCGCUGUAAUUGAAUUCCCUGAUGUUAUUUAGCUCUCAUGGCGGAUUUUGUGUCUCGCCUCUUAUUAUUGUGUGUUUUCUCUGCGGUUGUUUGGAGCUCUGUACUGGCCGCGCGCAGUGAUGUGAUGGAGCUGAAGGACUUGGAUUUUGACUACAUAGCCGCCGAGCAGGAGACCAUGCUGGUCAAGUUUUAUGCUCCCUGGUGUGGCCACUGUAAGAAACUCGCUCCUGAGUUUGAAUCUGCUGCUGCAAGACUUAAAGGCAUCGCAACUUUAGCCAAGGUGGACUGUACGUCAAACACGGAGGUUUGUGGGCGAUUUGGGGUCACCGGAUACCCUACUCUUAAACUAUUUAAGAACGGGGUGGAAACAUCGACCUAUGAUGGUCCUCGUUCAUCAGAUGGAAUCGUGGACCAGGUGAAAAAGCAGGCGGGGCCCGACUCCAUGCUGCUGAACAGUGAAAAAGACCUGGAGGACUUCAUCAGCCACUUUGAUCCUAGCGUGGUCGGAGUGUUUGAGAGCAGCGACAGUCCACAGCUGGUGGAGUUUCUGAAAGGAGCUAACCUGAUGAGGGACAGCUUCCGCUUCGCUCACACCACCGACAUGCAGCUCGGCCUCAAAUACGAGCUCACGGCAGAGGGUGUCCUGUUAUUCAGGCCUCCCAGGUUGGCCAGUAAGUUUGAGGACAGCGUGGUUCGACACAGAGGCUCGUUUUCCAUCACUGGUUUACGCCGCUUCAUCAGAGACAACAUUUACGGAAUCUGCCCACACCUGACCAAAGAAAAUAAAGAUCAACUGAGGAAGAGAGACCUGCUGACGGCGUAUUAUGACCUGGAUUAUCGACGCAACCCCAAAGGCUCCAAUUACUGGAGAAACAGAGUAUUAAAGGUGGCGUCGCAGUACAAGGAUCAUGGCCUGCACUUCUCAGUGGCUAACCGGCAAGACUUUCUGGACGAGCUUGAAGAAGAGUACGGUCUGGGCACGACGGAAGGGAGCGACAUGCCGUUCGUCACCGUCAGGACUCGAUUAGGACACAAAUACACCAUGCGAGAGGAGUUCACGCGAGAUGGAAAGUCUUUAGAAAGGUUUUUGGAGGAUUAUUUGGCAGGCAGACUGAAGCGUUAUGUAAAAUCAGAGCCUGUACCCACUAACAACAACGGACCAGUCAAGGUGGUCGUCGCGGACACGUUUGAGGAGAUUGUGAACGAUCCAGAGAAGGAUGUACUGAUUGAAUUUUAUGCUCCGUGGUGUGGCCACUGCAAGAAACUCGAACCGAAAUAUACAGAGCUCGGACAGGAGCUUUCCAGUGAUCCCAGCAUCGUGAUUGCCAAGAUGGACGCCACUGCCAACGAUGUCCCUCAAGGCUAUGAUGUAGAAGGAUUUCCCACGAUAUAUUUUGUUCCUGCUUUGAGGAAGAAUGAACCGAGGCGAUAUGAGGGUGGCCGUGAAGUCAAGGACUUCCUCAGCUUCUUGAAACGGGAAGCGACCAGCCCCUUGGUGCUUAAAGGAGUGAAGGAAGAAUUGUGAUGUAUCACGAAUGCGAAGGGGAUGCUGGGAAAUGUGGUUUGUUUCAUCCGUCUCAUUCGUCCGGUUGUGCGAUAAUGAAGGUCACACGGGUCCUCCAGAUGUUCAGCCAUACAUAUCGGUUUAGGAAGGUGACGAGAUGAACAUGAGAAGCACCAAAGUGUCGUGUUUCAUAUUCACGAAUCACUUCUCAGGAAGUGUGUAGCAGCCUGGGAAAACCCUUCGUAAAGCCAUUACGUUUUUGGGAUUUUUUUUUUUUUUUUUUACAGGCUUUCCCGAACCGAAAUGAUUUAUAUUAUGCAAGUUUCCUAACUACAGGUAAAGUUAUAAAACACUUGGGCGGCGUGCUGUUCUAGGAAAAUAAUCAAGAACUGAGACGUGGUCCGAUGUGAAGCCGAAUUACCGCUAACCCCCUAAAUUAGUAUAUUAUAAACAACAACAACAACAACUCUGACAAAUCUCCACCGCAGCUACAAUUUGAUGGAUUUUCCCAGACCGCCACACGAAUACAUUUGAGUUUGCCAUGGAAAACCUUUUGUAGACUGGAUGAACUUUUGGAGGUCCCUGUGGUCUUAUACUGUUCCACUGAUGCUGUUCCCGCACCACCUUGCUGUACUCUUUUACCUCAUCCAUUCAUAAGUCCACGAGUCACGCCCAUAGACUGCACGUUAGGCCAUGUUGUACAUUUAUUCAUUUCUUUUUUUUUUAUAUAUAAAGUGAAUAUUUCUCUGUGAUACUCCUGAUUAAAUGAAUCUGAUUUGAUUAUUUA
Ictalurus punctatus (channel catfish) is the source of this 2395-nucleotide messenger RNA. It is a transcript of the gene pdia8, whose product is annotated as protein disulfide isomerase family A, member 8. NCBI's taxonomy places the organism in Eukaryota, Metazoa, Chordata, Actinopteri, Siluriformes, Ictaluridae. Bases 142 to 1629 code for a protein of 495 amino acids. The record is from RefSeq and is a predicted model, not a curated record. Gene Ontology annotation, molecular function: protein disulfide isomerase activity. Gene Ontology annotation, cellular component: endoplasmic reticulum; cell surface. Gene Ontology annotation, biological process: response to endoplasmic reticulum stress; protein folding. The transcript has 13 exons.